UUUUUCUGAAUGUAUUUAUUGAUUGAUUCUAAGAAAUGCACCCCGACAGUAGCGUGUGCGUGGAGCUGUCGGCCACAUGUGGAUUCCUGUCGUGCCGUGGAACAGAAGAGCAGGAGAUGACACUCGCCCCCGCACGGAUGCUGACAGUGGUCACGAGUGAGAUUUAGUUGUUGUUGUUUUUUUGUUUUUUUUGGAUGCAUUGGAUUUGCCGUUGGAGUGAAAGAAGACGCGCAGUCACAGAGUGUUUUGGGGGGGGGAGGAAUAUAAGAGUCCAAACAUGCAGACCAUGUUCCAGUGUUCCAGCUGUGACAAACCGAUCGUGGACAGGUUCCUGCUCAAAGUUCUGGACAGACCGUGGCACAUCAAGUGCGUCCAGUGCACCGACUGUAAGUGCACUUUGACGGAGAAGUGUUUCUCGCGAGAAGGCAGACUCUACUGUAAGAACGACUUCUUCAGGAGGUUUGGGACUAAAUGUGGCGGCUGCUCACAGGGGAUUUUACCCAGUGACCUGGUCCGCAGAGCCAAGAGCAAAGUGUUUCACCUCAACUGUUUCACGUGCGUCAUGUGCAACAAGCAGCUGUCCACGGGGGAGGAGCUCUACAUCCUGGACGAGUUCAAGUUCGUGUGUAAAGACGACUAUCAAAACAACAACAACAACAGCAACGACAACAAUAACAACAGCAACGGGAAAGACACAAUCCUCCUGUCAGUCACGACGUCCAGUGAGCCCAGUCUGUCUCCGGACUCGCAGCAGGACCCGCAGGACGACGGCAAGGACUCGGAAGCGGGACAUUUGUCUGACAAGGACGUGAUUUGCAACAACGAGAACGAGGAGCAGGGAAGCGCCGGGAAGCGCCGCGGGCCUCGAACCACCAUCAAAGCCAAACAGCUGGAGACACUGAAGGCGGCGUUCGCUGCCACGCCGAAGCCAACCAGACACAUCAGAGAGCAGCUGUCCCGAGAGACGGGCCUCAGCAUGAGAGUCAUCCAGGUUUGGUUCCAGAACCGCAGAUCCAAAGAGAGACGCAUGAAGCAGCUGAGCGCUCUGGGCACGCGCAGGCACGUGUUCUUCCGCAGCCCGAGGAGAAUGAGAGCGCUGGGAGAGAGACUGGAGCCCGGAGAGCUCGGACACUUCCCUUACUAUGGAGAUUACGGCGAGUACUACGGCCCGGGAGGGAAUUACGAGUAUUUCCAAGGUCCACCAUCAUCUCAGGCUCAGACUCCAGCAGACCUGGGCUUCAUCCCCUCCUCUGUCCCUGCGGGAACCCCAUUAGGAGCCAUGGACCACCACCAUCAGCACCACCACCACCACCACCACCAUCAGGGACACCACUGUCCAGGAGACGUGCAGUGCUUCUCUGACGCACCGGUGUCUCAUCACCCGUUGGAAUCGCCCAGUCCUGAGCCCGGUGGACCGGGUUCGAUGCACAGCAUCUCCAGUGACAUGUGUGGACCCAGCACACCGUCCUACACCACAGUGUCCCUCAGUGACAACGGAUACUCCAACCAGCUGUCACAGCCGUCCUCGGACAUGAGCGAGGGCACCGUCUGGUAACACGUUCAACCACAUGGCACUCCAGCAUUAUGAAGGCAAAAUAUCUAUUUAUUUAUUCACGUAUUUAUUUGUUUGUUUAUUUAUUUAUGUGGUUAUUUAUUUAUGCUAAUCUGCAACGUAUUUAUAAAUGUCUGCAUUUGUACGUUACUGUGCUUAAGUCCUCGGCCACUACCAGCUUUGUUGUUGGCCUUGCUGAUGCUAAAUUUGGAUGGUUCUGUGACCUUUGACAUUUUGAAUGACAUGAACAUCAGUUGCCAUCUUCCUCAAGCAAAACCUGUUAUUUUCUACUAAACUUUUUAUAAUAGUCUCAACUAUUUGACGUUGAUCAAAGAAACGGGAAACGUAUGAGAUGUGUUGGUUUAAAAAAAAUAGUUACUUGAAUUUGCCACAGACUCUUACUCAUGUCUUAAAAAAACUGCUCUUUGACUCAGUAAAUUUUUUCAGAAUAAAAGGCUCUGAAUCCUG
Molecule: messenger RNA, 2020 nt
Organism: Solea senegalensis (Senegalese sole)
Lineage: Eukaryota; Metazoa; Chordata; Actinopteri; Pleuronectiformes; Soleidae
Product: LIM/homeobox protein Lhx1-like
Exons: 5
Coding region: 278-1555 (425 amino acids)
Biological process (GO): regulation of transcription by RNA polymerase II; neuron differentiation
Cellular component (GO): nucleus
Molecular function (GO): DNA-binding transcription factor activity, RNA polymerase II-specific; RNA polymerase II transcription regulatory region sequence-specific DNA binding
Source: RefSeq, a predicted model, not a curated record